Messenger RNA from Fulvia fulva, 663 nucleotides. RefSeq lists its product as uncharacterized. Bases 1 to 663 code for a protein of 220 amino acids. The transcript is spliced from 2 exons. The record is from RefSeq and is a predicted model, not a curated record. NCBI's taxonomy places the organism in Eukaryota, Fungi, Ascomycota, Dothideomycetes, Mycosphaerellales, Mycosphaerellaceae.
AUGCUCCCUAUGAUCCAAACCCCAACCCAACUCACACACCUCCACCUCGCAUCCCUCCACAUCAACUCCGACCCCAAAGCAAUCACACUGAACGACAACAACCCCAACGACACAAUCUGGAACAACGUCUGGAACGAAACAGCCCAGCUCCAAGCCAAAGGCGUCAAAGUCCUCAUGGCAAUCGGCGGUGCCGCUGCAGGCUCGUAUCCAAGGCUGUGCAGUGGGCGGAACGGGGCCAUCAACGAGACGUACUACAUGCCUCUCUACUACACCCUCAAAUACCACAAACUCACGGCAUCAACCUUGACAUCGAAGAACGCGUCCCAACUGCAAGCUUCCGGCUACGGUUUAGGGGGGUUCUCCUACAAGACUCUGGACCGCUACGCUACUUCCUCCCUCCGACCUAAUGGGAAGUUGGUCAAUUGGUAUCAACCGCAGUUUUAUAAUGGGUGGGGUGAUGCGAGUACGCCGAAUGGGUAUAUGAGUAUUGUCAAGAAUGGGUGGGCGGCUAGUCGGGUGAGUCCGGGGGUGUUGGAUGAUCCUAAUGAUGGGGGGAGUGGGUGGUUUAAUUUGACGCGGUAUCAGAGUACUAUUAAGUCCCCCGAUACGAUAGGUCCAGUCGGGGUCCCAGGAAUACACCUCUUCUCCCGAUUGGAAGGUUGA